This is a messenger RNA of Aethalodelphis obliquidens (Pacific white-sided dolphin), 3076 nucleotides long. It is a transcript of the gene LTK, whose product is annotated as leukocyte receptor tyrosine kinase. Gene Ontology annotation, molecular function: ATP binding; transmembrane receptor protein tyrosine kinase activity. Gene Ontology annotation, cellular component: signaling receptor complex; plasma membrane. Gene Ontology annotation, biological process: regulation of cell population proliferation; cell surface receptor protein tyrosine kinase signaling pathway; regulation of neuron differentiation. NCBI's taxonomy places the organism in Eukaryota, Metazoa, Chordata, Mammalia, Artiodactyla, Delphinidae. The record is from RefSeq and is a predicted model, not a curated record.
ACCCUGCUGUUGCCCUGUCACCUUUCAGGUGCCAUUCUCUGCUCCAGCUUGGGGUCCCAGGCCCCUUUUCCCCCCUCCUCACCCUUGCCCCGGCCGGUUCCAAGCCCCUGGGUCCUGGACAUCACCACACCGCCUAGCCGCUUUGAGCCAGCCUCUCCCCUAAUUCCCCCAGGCCCAGAGGGGCGUUGGCUGUUCUCCACCUGCAGGGCCAACAGCUGACGCGGGCCCACACAGUGUGGCCGGGACUACACCGGCAGCAGUGUGGUGGUGAGUGGGGCCGCUGGGCCUCUGAAAGGCGUGCAGUUGUGGUGGGCACCAGGCGCCGGCCAGCCUCUGAUCUCAGCCUAUGGAGCCGCGGGCGGCAAAGGUGCCAAGAACCACCUGUCACCGGCGCAUGGAGUCUUCCUCUCCGCCGUUUUCCCCCUUGGUCACGGGGAGCUGCCUUACAUCCUCGUAGGGCAGCAGGAAGAGGACGCCUGUCCGAGAGUAAGCGGAACCACCAGCUCGUUCUGUCUCGGAGAGUCUCCGGCCGCUGAGGAGCACGCGGCGACGGAGGGGAUGGGAGGGGUUCCGGGGUCGCGGAGCUGGGCAGGAGUCGGAGCGGAUGGGGGUGCAACCGCCGUCUUUCGGCUGCGCGCACGCGAGCUGGAGCCGCUGCUGGUGGUGGCCGGAGGAGGUGGUCGGGCGUACCUGAGGCGGGAGGACCGAGGCCGGACUCAGGCCACCCCCGAAAAACUGCAGAACCGCUCGGCGGCUCCGGGAAUCGCGAGAGGCGGGGCGGCGGGGGGCGAUGCCUCAGAGGCUGACAUCCUCUGGGCUGAUGGGGAAGAUGGGGUAUCCUUCAUGCACCCCAACAGAGAGCUCUACCUGCAGCCUCUGCCAGUCAUGGAGAGCCAUGGAGAGGUGGAGAUUCGAUUAUACGUCAAUCGAGGUCAUUGCCUUUUGAAAAUCUGCCAAUGGCAGGCAGAGCUCCAGUUGGCCAGAUGCACGUGCCCAGAGGGCAUGGAGCUGGCUGCAGAUAACAUCACCUGCAUGGGUAUGUCCUGCCUGUGUCCGAGGUCUGGACUCCUGGGGCCAUGGGCUGGGGUGGGGGCAGUAGGGCACGGGAAGGAUGCCUGCUGUGUGCCAGGGGUUCUCAGGAGGGAGAGGCUGCAUUCAUUUAGGAUAAGUGGGGAAAGCAUCAUGGAAAAGCUAACAAUUGAACUGAGUCUUGAGGCAUGUGUAAAACUUGGGGUAGAGGGACGGAGAGGCGUUUCCCACUGGAGAUGUGUCUUUCUCUCUAGACCUGCCCACCUCUCAGACCCUUUGAUUCUGAUGGUGGCUGUGAUGUUGAUCUUGACACUGAGACUCCCUAUGGUGUGUGGGGUCCAGAUUCUGGUGAACCAUAAGAAGUGGCAGGGCCUGUGGUGGAUGAGGCUGCCAGGCCCUGAGCUCCAGCUGAGCAAGCUUACCUCCACCAUCAGGACAACCCCCAACCCCUACUACUUCCAGGUGGGGCUUGGCCCAGCCCAGUCCUGGCCUCUGCCCCCAGGGCUUACGGAGGUUUCCCCUUCCAACCUGUCUUCCUGCAGAGCCCUGGGCCGUGGUGCCUUUGGAGAGGUCUAUGCGGGACUGGUGAUUGGCCUUCCUGGGGACCCCAGCCCCCUGCAGGUGACUAUCAAGACUCUGCCCGAACUCUGCUCUCAACAGGACCAGCUGGAUUUCCUCAUGGAGACACUAUCAUCAGGCACACCUGGGGCCAGGGGCAGGCGUGGAAGGACACUGCGCUGCGUGGGGCUCAGCAUGCAGGCUGCCCCUGGCCCAGUUCUGCUGGAGUUGAUGUCUGGAGGGGACAUGAAGAGUUUCCUGAGGCAUAGGUGGCCACACCAGGGCCAGCCAUCACCUUUGGCCAUGCAAGACCUUCUCCAGCUGGCUUGGGACAUAGCCCAGGGUUGCCACUACCUGGAGGAAAAUCACUUCAUCCACAGGGACAUUGCUGCCAGGAACUGCCUGCCGAGCUGCACCAGACCCAGCCAAAUGGCCAAGACUGGGGACUUGGGGAUGGCAAGCACUAUCUACAGGGCCAGUUUAAGCAAGGGGAGCCAGGCUCUGCUGCCUGUCAAGUAGAUGCCCCCAGAGGCCUUCCUGGAGGGCAUCUUCACAUCCAAGACAGAUUCCUGGUCUUUUGGAGUGCUGCUCUGGGAGAUCACUGUGCCCUACUCUUGGCACACCGAUCAGGAGGUGCUGGGCUUCGUCAUCUGAGGGGGAUCGAUGGACCCUCUCAGGGGCUCUCCAAGGCCUGUGUACCAUCUCAUGACCCAGUGCUGGCAGCAUGAGCUUGAACUUCACCCUAGUUUUGCCAGCAUCUUGGGUCUUCAGUACCGCACUCAGAACCCUGAUGUGCUGAAUUCACCCCUUCCAGUGGAACUGGGACCCAUCCUGGAGGAGGAGGGGCUGGGGAGCCUAUCUUUGGGGGACCUAGGAUGUCCACAGACCCAAGAACCAAGUUUGGGGAGCUUGAAGAGCUGGGGAGGGAACCUCCUUGGCCCCUGCCUCAAGCCCUCCAAAUCCAGGGGUCUCCAACCUCAGAACCUUUGGAAUCCCACCUAUGGUUCCUGGGUCCCAAAGGGCCCUGAGGGUGAGGACUCUGGCACUGAGGGUAGCAGUUCCUCCCUGUACUCCUCCCCAGGCUUCUAGGUGGCUUAUGUUCCAAGUAGCCUCUGUCCGCCACAGUCUGUGCUGUAUGUCUGGGCCUGUAUAUCUGCUGCCCUGGCACCAUGGACCCUCCAUCCUGGAAACCAGUCUCAGGCCCCCUGGGCAAGAGUCUGGCCACUCCCAGCCUUUGAUAUUUGGGACCAGAGGAUACUCCCCCAACUCCCAGGUAUAGGUGGGGAAUUGAAAUUGGCUCCUGCAGGAAGUCUUCUCUAGAUUGCCUUUACCCCACUAGCGUCCUCCAUCUGGGCAGCCCCCAACACUACAGAUACCUCUAAUAAAGAGCUCUUCUCAUAUCCUCCAGUGAUCUGAGUGGAUGUGAGGGAUGCCAGGGAACUGAGAAAGAAGGGACCAGAGGAGGGAGGGGAUGAGGCCUGAGUCAAAG